This is a messenger RNA of Epinephelus moara (kelp grouper), 1094 nucleotides long. It is a transcript of the gene eef2kmt, whose product is annotated as eukaryotic elongation factor 2 lysine methyltransferase. The coding region runs from base 24 to 1055 and encodes 343 amino acids. NCBI's taxonomy places the organism in Eukaryota, Metazoa, Chordata, Actinopteri, Perciformes, Serranidae. The record is from RefSeq and is a predicted model, not a curated record. The transcript has 8 exons.
GGAAGAAACAAUCGAAAUGCAUUAUGGGUAAACGGGAAGUAAACACGAACACGUUGAACAUGGAUCAUUCAAAGCAGAACCAAACUUCAGACAGAAACAGAGUUAAUAAGACGGAUAUUUUACGGGACUUUCAAGUAUCGUUUUUCGCAAUGAGUCGUCUGGUUACAUUUCCCUGGACUUUUUUAGAAAAAGAUCUUGAAAGCAACAAAUCAUCAGACCUGAUUUCUGACAUCCUAAAACAGACAUGUCUUCACUCUUUGUGCCGGAAAUUUCCACCAUCAGUCAGAUACAGGAAGCUGUUCCUCUCUGAGAUCAUCAGACGGCAGGAGGCUGCAGGCUGUGAUCCUCUGGACGAGCUGUACGACGCGCUGGCUGAAGUGGUGGGAGCCGAAGAUGCGACUGAAUGUUACAAAAACUACUUACUGCCCAGUGGAGAUGCUGUCAGCCUGCUGGAAAAUGUAGCUCUGAUCUCAGAGGGGACCACUGGUCUGGUGACCUGGGAGGCUGCUCUCUACCUGGCAGAGUGGGCUCUGGAUCACCAGCAGGCCUUCACUGGCAGGACAGUCCUGGAGCUGGGCAGCGGUGUGGGGUUGAUGGGCAUCACCAUCUGUCGCUCCUGCAGUCCAAACAGAUACAUCUUCAGUGACUGUCACCACAAAGUCCUGCAGAAGCUGAGAGACAACGUCCACCUGAACGGUCUGACUGAGCAGACGUCUCCUACAGUCGCUGUGGAGGAGAUGGACUGGACGACAGUGACAGAGGAACAGAUCAAACAAAUCGGGGCUGACACCGUCAUUGCUGCAGAUGUGGUGUAUGACCCUGACGUUGUAAAAAGUCUGGUGAAGCUGCUGUCCAAGAUCUUGAGGUGUUCGUCUCCUGAUGUCCCCCCUGAGGUCCUCAUCUGCUCCACCAUCAGAAACCAGGAGACGUACAGCGGCUUUAAGCAGCAGCUCGAAAAAGCAGGAAUCAGCCAUCAUGUGAUCACAGAAGCCGUCAGCCACGUGUUCCCUUACAACCGAGGCUCUGCUAUAGAAAUGAUCAAACUGUACAGGUGACACAACUGUAGCACAAUAAAGAUUUUAUUUACAAAUGUA